This is a messenger RNA of Molossus molossus (Pallas's mastiff bat), 3838 nucleotides long. It is a transcript of the gene ATCAY, whose product is annotated as ATCAY kinesin light chain interacting caytaxin. The transcript is spliced from 13 exons. The record is from RefSeq and is a predicted model, not a curated record. Gene Ontology annotation, biological process: apoptotic process. Lineage: Eukaryota; Metazoa; Chordata; Mammalia; Chiroptera; Molossidae. The coding region runs from base 351 to 1466 and encodes 371 amino acids. Gene Ontology annotation, cellular component: cytoplasm.
UACCUUAGAGGCAUAAGCUGCGACGAUGACAGGGGACGCAGCUGCCGCCGAGCGAGAGGGAGCCGACAGCUAGCUGCAAGCCGCUCCCACCCCUGGACAAAAGCGCCCCUCUGCGUAGGCCACGUUGCCCUGGGUGACCUUGCUUGGAUGCAGAGUCCGCCCCUGCGCGCAUCUUCCUCACACGCUCUGAAAGCCCAGGGACUGGGCUGGGAAGACCAGGGAUGCCGGGCUGCAGCCGCGCAGGGCUCGCCUUUGUCUGCGCAUAACCAGGAGAGGCCUCGGAGAUAACAGCACUCACCGCGGAGAACUCAUCCCUGCUCUGCUUCCAGCAGUGCCUCGUCUCAGAUCCCAUGGGGACAACAGAAGCCACACUCCGGAUGGAAAACGUGGAUGUGAAGGAUGAAUGGCAGGAUGAAGGUCUUCCCAGGCCACUCCGGGAAGAGACAGGAAUGGACGCACUUGUCAGUCCAGCGGAAGACACGUCCUCCCCUCCCAACACAUUGAACUUCAAUGGAGCCCAUCGUAAGCGAAAGACACUGGUCGCCCCAGAGAUCAACAUUUCCCUGGAUCAGAGUGAGGGCUCCCUGCUGUCAGACGACUUCUUGGACACCCCUGAUGACCUGGACAUCAAUGUGGAUGACAUCGAGACCCCCGAUGAGACUGACUCACUGGAGUUCCUGGGGAAUGGCAAUGAGCUGGAGUGGGAAGAUGACACCCCCGUGGCUGCUGCCAAGAAUAUGCCCGGGGACAGCGCGGAUCUGUUUGGGGAUGGCACGGCCGAGGAUGGCAGUGCCGCCAAUGGGCGCCUGUGGCGGACGGUGAUCAUCGGUGAACAAGAACAUCGAAUUGACCUGCACAUGAUCCGGCCCUACAUGAGAGUGGUGACCCACGGAGGGUACUACGGCGAAGGUCUCAAUGCCAUCAUCGUCUUUGCUGCCUGCUUUCUCCCGGACAGCAGCUCUCCUGACUACCACUACAUCAUGGAACACCUCUUCCUGUACGUCAUCAGUAGUUUGGAACUCCUGGUGGCGGAGGAUUACAUGAUCGUGUACCUGAAUGGUGCCACCCCCCGGCGGAGGAUGCCUGGCAUCAGCUGGCUGAAGAAGUGUUACCAGAUGAUCGAUAGAAGGUUACGGAAAAACCUGAAGUCCUUAAUCAUCGUCCACCCGUCCUGGUUCAUUCGCACCGUGCUGGCCAUCUCCCGCCCUUUCAUCAGUGUCAAAUUCAUCAACAAGAUCCAGUAUGUACACAGCUUGGAAGAUCUGGAGCAGCUCAUCCCCAUGGAACACGUGCAGAUCCCAGACUGCGUGCUACAGUAUGAAGAGGAAAGGCUCAAGGCCAGGAGAGAAAGUGCCAGGCCACAGCCGGAGUUCGUCCUGCCCAGGUCAGAGGAGAAGCCAGAGGCGGCACCGGCGGAGCACAGGUCUGCUCUGGUCACAGAAGAUCAGGAAACAAGCAUGUCCUGAGGUGAUGAGAGGACAGAGAAGAAUAUGAAAGAAAAUACCAGAUGCCAAGAAACCUCUUUCAGAUGCCCUCUGGCCCUGGAUCUCAUCCCCACCUCAUCCUGAAUCCCAGUCGUCUGAGGGUGCCUCUCUCCUCCACCCAUCUCUGAAACCCAGCAUCCUUUUUAGCUGCUUGAAAACAUUUUUAAAUGAUGCAGUAGAAGUGUAUUCUGGACAAGAAUCCGGUUCUCAGCCCCUCACCCUUCCAGACUCAUGAGCUCACAGCCCAGAAGAGAGACAAGCACAGGGCAUGGCGCAUGUGUCCUCAGUGGCCUCAGAGUCCCCUCCCACUGCACAAAGCCUUGGUUUAAGACCCUUCUCUUGCUUGACACGUGGCCCAGGUUGCAGCCAUAGAUGCCCACUGGCUCCUUGGCUUGAUCUGGAAUUUGUUCCUGUGCCUUUCCUCCCAGAAUGACCCCCGUGAUCCUGGGCAUCUGGCCAGGAAGCUCAGCCCCAAACAGGGCUGUGCCCUGGGCACCUUCAACUUCACAGCUUUUCAUUUGACUGGCCUCCUUUGUCUCUUAUGACACCCACAUCUGAUUUGGGGGCGUUGGAGCCCACAGCACAAGUGAGAGCUUCCACGAAUCAUCCAUGUCCUGCAGUCACAAAAACACACAUGCCCUCUCAAUCUAGAACAUUCUCAAGCCCCUUUAACACGGAUGCCAUGCCACAGGGCAAUCCGAUCAAUACCUCUUAACCUAAGGGAAUGAGCUGUCCCCACUUCUCCAAUCCCCCCUAACACAGAGUUGGGAUGUGCCCCUUGGGCUCCCACCAAGAGCAGAGGCUGAGAAGCCAGCUCUGAAAUAGGCUCAUCCUGGAAACAUAGACAAAGAAAAAGGAAGAUACGGGGUAUUGGAUGUGUGUUUGUUUCGAAGGUCACCUGGGAAUAUAAAUUUCAGUGGACUGGAUACUAAAGCCACCUGCAUUCUAAGAAGAUAGACUCUUCUAAUAAGGUCCAAAUAUGAGUCAAGUUGUUUCUAUAGGUAGUGAGUUCCCUGUCUCUGGGAGUAUUUAAGAAAAGGCUGGGCGGUGCUUGCAGAAACUGGUCUUCUGUACCCCCUCCAAUCCUAAGAGUCUCUAUUUCUACGAAUCUGAGCAAAAGUUGAGCAGGCACACACUCCGGGCCCCUCUUGCUUGCUCUGUAGCUGGCUUCUUGGCUGGGUGUCUUCUCAGUUCAUUUGAACCAACCCAAUUUCCAAGUAUGAGUUUCUUGGCCUCAGCGGAUAUGUCGAAUGCUUCUCAAAUUGGGAUGGCAAGGAACCGUGUCUGGAACUAUCCCAACAACAGGAGGGAGCUAGUGGCAUGUAGUACUAAGGAAAGGAAUGCCCGGUGCUUUGCCGCAUCAAGGAACUGCCCCAAACGCCGGCAGCUCCUGCCUUGAAAAAUGCCAGGUUUCUGAGCCGCUUUGGGCUGCGUAUUCUGGGACCCAGCAUUGUCCUCAUGAGGCCAGGACAUUGGGGACCUAGUGGGGCUUUUUAAUUUGUAGUUCCGCUCUUCCCUAAAUGUCAAAUAAAGAACAGGGACCCUGUUCUGGGCCAAGGGGAAUCACCUGAAACCUGAGGCAGCAGAGGUUGGUGGAUGGGCCUCUCUAGGCUGCCCUCCGAAAAGCCCGGCCCUAAACUCCAGGUUCAAGUGACCAGCCUUGUGCAUCUGAGACCGACAUGGUCCUGAAAGACCCAAACGCCCAUCCCAGUUAUGCAGUACCUCCUGGAAGGCAGGUGCCUUGAGGCAAGGACAAAAAGAAAAAGGAGCCAGGGAUAGGAACCAAUUCAUCCUACCCAAUCCCAUGAUUACUAAAUGCCUGCAGAGGCCACAGACAGACAAAGGUGCUGACCCCAUUCAGGCCUCGAGGGCCCUGCAGGCUAAAGAUUCUGGCUGCACAAGAAAUUCUAACAGGUUCAACACCCCUCUGGACCCCCAACACCACAACCAACCAACCAGCAAGCAGAACCAAGCCACAGCAGUCCUUCCAGAACAAAGAGAGACCCCUGAGUGAACUGUCUCUAGGUCAGCCACCUGUCUGCAGCAUUGCUCCAAGCCAAACAGGUCCACCAUGCCUGGCCAGGCCGCUACCUGCACCCUCCAAAAUUGACUUUGCGAAAGAUUUGUGUCUGUGGGGGCAGUUUUGGCCAAAACGCAAUGGACCCGGAUCCCUUGUCGUAAAGGAACAUUGGAUUUUCCUCCGUGACACAUGGGGAGUAAGUCCUGCCCCAAAGGCCAAGUGCACACUCCCAUCCUUCCCAUGGCCAGUUUCACAGUUUUUAAAGACAAAAAAACAAAAACAAAAAACCCAAUUCAUUAUUACUGUUGUGAUGUGAGAACAUCAUUUCCAUAAA